UCAUUCAUCUAGUUAGUCAUUAGUUGAUUGGAAUUCAAGACAAAUUUGUUUUUGGGCUUUAAUGUAUUAGGUUCGACUGUGUUAAAAACAUUGAAAUAAUAGUGCUAUCUUGCUUUUUUUUGGUUCACAAUGUCGUCUCGUAAAACCGCCGGUCGCCGCGCCACUACAAAAAAGCGAGCACAACGCGCCACAUCAAAUGUGUUUGCUAUGUUCGAUCAGGCUCAAAUCGCCGAAUUUAAGGAAGCUUUUAAUAUGAUUGAUCAAAAUAGGGAUGGGUUUGUGGAAAAAGAGGACUUACAUGAUAUGUUGGCAUCGCUUGGUAAAAAUCCUACUGAUGAUUAUUUAGAAGCGAUGAUGAACGAAGCACCCGGUCCAAUAAAUUUUACCAUGUUUCUCACUUUAUUCGGAGAACGCCUACAAGGAACCGAUCCAGAGGACGUGAUUAAGAAUGCUUUUGGUUGUUUUGAUGAGGAGAAUUCAGGAGUAUUGCCUGAGGAUCGCUUGCGUGAGCUUCUAACUACUAUGGGCGAUCGUUUUACAGAUGAAGAUGUCGACGAGAUGUACCGCGAGGCGCCCAUCAAAAACGGAUUGUUUGAUUACCUCGAAUUUACAAGAAUUCUUAAACACGGUGCCAAAGACAAAGAUGAACAGUAAAACUUGAUUGCCAUCUUCCACAUUCCUCUUAGAGAUUUGUUUGAACAUAUACAUAAAUUUUUUACGCGAAUAGUCGAUGCAAACAAUAAUAUUUUAAUCUCUUUCGUUGCGUAUAAUCGAAAAUAGUCUAUAAGAAGUUUAAAGGAAAAACACCAAUUUGGAGCAUGCAAAUUUUUACAAGUAUUAUAUUUAAAUAACUGUAAAGUGUAUCUUUUUAUAAUUAAAUUCAUUGGUUAAAUUCAUUAACAAUUUUGGUUUUAUAACUGAAAAUCAUGAGCUCUUCGCCAUUCGCAAUAAAUAAUCCUGUAUCAAUAAAAUU
Anastrepha obliqua is the source of this 973-nucleotide messenger RNA. It is a transcript of the gene sqh, whose product is annotated as myosin regulatory light chain sqh. The transcript is spliced from 3 exons. Gene Ontology annotation, molecular function: myosin heavy chain binding; calcium ion binding. NCBI's taxonomy places the organism in Eukaryota, Metazoa, Arthropoda, Insecta, Diptera, Tephritidae. The record is from RefSeq and is a predicted model, not a curated record. Gene Ontology annotation, biological process: post-embryonic development; locomotion. Bases 130 to 654 code for a protein of 174 amino acids. Gene Ontology annotation, cellular component: cytoplasm; myosin II complex.